CUUGACACUGAAUCUCUAGAAAUCUUUGCACUCAAAAACUUAAACGUUGUGCUAAUGUCCACUUUAGUCACUCACUUUAUGAUAAUGUUUUAUUACCAUGGAAUUGAAGUAAAUGUUUUAUUGCACGACUAGAAAGUGCAAAUACAAUAACCAGCAAGAACGGAAGAUAAAAGACACCGAAAUUUCCUGGAGACGAAAACUAAGCACUCCCCGUCUCUCUCUCUUUCUCACGUCUCUGUGUAACAAUGGCGGCCAUAUUAGAGCCACCGUUUUCGAGCCUAGCAUUCUCUUCCAAUUCUCACUCAUCACAAUCGCUUCAUAGUCUCAAUUCGGUCCAAAAAUUAUCUCAGAAACCCAAUUUCGUCCCCAUUCACUCUCCAACCUACAACACUGUCACCACCACUACUUGUUAUGCGAAAAACCUCGACCCGCCAUCACCACUACCAUCACCACUACCUCCACAAAACCCUAACUUCAACCCCGACAUUUCCCUGGAUGAAACCGGAGACCGCCGCAAAGUGGUCAGACUCGCCUGGGAGAAGUUGGUCCGCUGGUCCCGUUCUUGGCGCUCUAAGAAAAAGACCGACGUUCUUGAACAAACCAACAAGGUGGUGGUGCUUGGAGGUGGAUCUUUUGGGACAGCAAUGGCUGCCCAUGUUGCAGGUAGAAAAGCUCAACUGGAAGUUAUCAUGCUUGUACGUGAUCCUCAAGUUUGUCGAUCUAUUAAUGAGAGCCAUUUUAAUUGUAAGUAUUUCCCAGAACACAAGCUACCGCAAAAUGUCACUGCAACAACCGAUGCCAAAACUGCUUUGCUCGGUGCAGACUUUUGCCUCCAUGCUGUACCUGUGCAGUUCACCUCGCCUUUUGUGGAGAGCAUUGCGAAUUAUGUUGAUCCGGGCUUGCCAUUCAUAUCCCUAAGUAAAGGUUUAGAGCUCAAUACAUUAAGGAUGAUGUCUCAGAUAAUUCCCCAAGCACUGAGGAACCCCCGCCAGCCUUAUGUUGUACUAUCAGGACCUUCAUUUGCAUUGGAAUUGAUAAACAAGUUGCCAACAGCGAUGGUGGUGGCAUCAAAGGAUAAAAAACUGUCAAAUGCAGUUCAGCAGCUUUUAGCUUCUAGAAAUCUGAGAAUCAACACAUCAAGUGAUGUUACAGGGGUGGAAAUUGCAGGUGCACUAAAGAAUGUACUCGCAAUAGCAGCAGGAAUUGUUGAAGGGAUGCAUCUUGGUAAUAAUUGUAUGGCUGCUCUUAUUGCACAGGGCUGUUCUGAAAUACGAUGGUUAGCAACAAAGAUGGGUGCCAAGUCGACAACAAUAACUGGUUUAUCAGGAACCGGAGAUAUUAUGCUUACAUGUUUUGUGAAUCUUUCAAGAAAUAGAACAGUUGGAGUUCGGCUUGGAUCAGGAGAAAAGCUGGAUGAUAUACUAAGUUCCAUGAAUCAGGUGGCUGAAGGUGUAUCAACAGCUGGAGCUGUGAUUGCUUUGGCCCAGAAAUAUAAUGUCAAAAUGCCAGUUUUGACGGCAGUUGCUCGGAUAAUUGAUAAUGAACUUACCCCGAAGAAAGCUGUUUUUGAGUUGAUGAGACUCCCUCAGGUUGAAGAAGUUUGAUAGAAGAUGAUCCCUCCGAGGUGAUUUUCUCUAGUUACAAGCCAAGUUAUCAAUGGACUGUGCACCAAGCUGCAUCAACAAAAAUACAAACAGAUGUAAACAUACAGAUUUUUUUUUUUGGUCCCCCAAAGCAUGUAAUCUUUGCACUCUCCUAAAGUUGUUUAGAGAACAAAUGUAUAAAUUGGAGAUUUUGUAAUUUGAUCUGUAUAGGGAACUUUGAAUUUUGGUAAUCGUGAUAUCAAGCUGGUGUCAUCUUUGAUCACUGAUGAUUCUUUGUUGUAAUGACAAGUCCAGGUAUGUGGUAAUUUUUUCCCCUUUUCGAUUAAACAUAUAGUGGUGUCCUGUUCAGUCAUAAGCGGUCUAAUACACCAACCUUGUUCUGUCAUCAA
This is a messenger RNA of Cornus florida, 1993 nucleotides long. RefSeq names its product glycerol-3-phosphate dehydrogenase [NAD(+)] 2, chloroplastic. Gene Ontology annotation, biological process: carbohydrate metabolic process; glycerol-3-phosphate catabolic process. Gene Ontology annotation, cellular component: cytosol; glycerol-3-phosphate dehydrogenase (FAD) complex. The record is from RefSeq and is a predicted model, not a curated record. Gene Ontology annotation, molecular function: glycerol-3-phosphate dehydrogenase [NAD(P)+] activity; NAD binding. Bases 246 to 1604 code for a protein of 452 amino acids. The transcript is spliced from 9 exons. NCBI's taxonomy places the organism in Eukaryota, Viridiplantae, Streptophyta, Magnoliopsida, Cornales, Cornaceae.